AUUUAUUCAAUAAUAAAAAAUAGCCUAUGCCUUAUGUUAUUACAGAAGGUCAAUCUUAUCAAAUUAGAUCCAUUGUUUUGAACGCGAUUUAAAACUUAUGGAACGCAGGUAAAAACACAGGAGAAGAAUUUAUUAUAAUAACUUGUUAGCAAACAUAAGAAUAACAUCUAUUACCGCAAUACAAAACAUAUAAUCCUAAAAUUCAUACAAAUAAAAAAAGGCAGAAUGUAGAGUUUAUAUUGGUUUUCAAUACGGACGUCGUAUCAACAGCAGCUGUUGAUAAACGACUUUGAUGUGGAGCGCGUGUGGUCAGCUUGGCAAGCCAUCUUAUCUCAUCGUAGACUAAUAAAAAAGCAUCCACAAUAAAACUGUCAAUCUUUAAUUUUUGGGCAAAAUAUCAAGUCUCGUAAACGCGGAACACAUUUUUGUAAGUUUAUUUUUAGUGCAGAGUUUUAACGGGAGAUGUAUUUGUACAGUGGACCGCACACUAUAAUUUAUUUUAAGUCUCUCAUCGCUCAUGUUUCUGGGUCGCAAGAUUAAUUGUUAUAAUAUGUUGGUGUCUGUCACGUCAGGAACUGUAGACGUUUAUAUCCGUAGCGUUGACGUUUUUCCGUUAUUUUCUUCACUUUCGUAAAUCAAGACUACUCUCCACACAUAGGAUAAUAAUCUCCGGACUAGUCUUCCUACGUCAACUCGAAUUGAGAAUGCUGACUGUUCAGUUUAGGGCACGUAAUUUAAUGAUCCCGAAGAAAAGACUUUACCGACUAAUUUUUUCAGUCUUCAAAUACUUAUAUUUUAUUGUUUCUAAUAAGAAACAUGCGAGCUUAGGCUAAAGCUUAGAUUAAAUUUUACUUGAUUUGUUCAUGUAUUUUGUUUUGACGAAUUAGCGAGUGUUUUUUUUAUAAAAAUAACCGUUACCAAAGAAACCAGUACUGGCAAAGCAAAAGCAUAAAAUAAACUGGCUGACAAAAAAAGGUCAUAGCAUAUUGGACAGAUAUCAGAUAGGUCUAGUAGCACAAAAGAAAAACUUCUUAACUAAAAAUCUCAAAACUACUCACCACAACUUGAUCCCAAUAACGCAGGUUAGGUAUUUAAAUAUGAAAAAAAAAUGUUGAAAACCUCGUCCUUUUUAAAUGAGAUUAAAAAAUAUUUCUCAAAAACUUAGUUUUGUUAAAAUCAAAUUACGAUGGAAGAAAACCCAGUGGUGUAAACAUUUUAAAUUGUUUACUGAUUCGAUUAAUAAAUAACUUACGAGAGUGUUCGCUGGUCGCUGUUCGAUUUAUAAACAUCCUGGUCUUGAAAGUCUUAGCAUUGACGUGCAUUAGCUUAAAAAAGGCAUAGACAGGGCAUCGCCUUUAAAAUAAUGCAGUGUAUAAUAUAUUGGAGUAGGAAAAUAUGCAUAAUAAAAAUAAUUCAUUUUUUUAAUCUUGCUGACGAAGCAUCUUGUGCAACGUGUCAGUUAAACUUAAUUAUGAUUUACCGCCUCAUUUAUAGUCUAUAAAUAAAUUAAAAAUUACAAAUCAAUAAGGAAAAUUUAAAAUGAAACUAUACCGUAAUCUUUGCCUGCAACGAUAAUUAUGUUACAAUAAUAAAAACCAUUUGGCGCGUUUUACUAUUCUGACCCAAUUUAUUCUAUAUUGUUUAGCACAAAAUCUUAUCAACACAAACUUUAGUAGUACUAUGGCUUUCCAUUUUAUUGAUAGUUAAACAAUCAAACCCGGCUUUUAGGUCGUAACGUGCAAUAGUAAACUAAACAUAAAUCGAGAACCCGACGCACAUUACGUCAGAUUCGACACGUGAGCUGGCUCCAUGGAACAGAUGAGAUUUAUUAUUUCCAGUGGCUAUUUUCAUAUCGGGUCAUGUACAUCGAUGUCGGCUGGAUUGGCGGCGUCAGUCAGCCGCGGCGCGCUGCUGGACCCACCAUGCCCUGCAGUGUUCCAGCACUCCAUCCGCAGUCGCGACAUGGCGCACUCGACUGCCGAAGAAACUGCUUCCUUGAUGGAAUACCUUGAAGAGUCAGCAGACCCCAUUUGGACCAUCAAGCAAUCGCCCAUCAGCGGCAGAGGCUUAUUUGCAACACAAAAAAUUAGGAAUGGCACCCUCAUCUUCAAGAAUAAGCCAUUGAUCAUAGCUGCUCGAGCCGAUCGUGCUGGUGACACUUAUUGCUCCGUGUGUUAUAAAAUCAGUGAUACCUGCUACAAUUGUGAGAAAUGUUUUUUGCUAAUUUGCUCUGAGGGCUGCAAAUCGUCUUCCGAACACAAUGCAGAAUGCAACUUUAUAAUAAACAAUUGGAAACCAAAAUCAGGAUGUGACAAGCAUUCAGAUAUUCUCAAAAUAAUGCAAAUUUAUUUACGCUUCCUACUUUUACCGGACAAACGAAAGAUGCUACUAUCUAUUUUACAAAAGUCUACAAGUGACUCCAAGAUUGCCGAGUUAGAAUUAUUGUGUUCGAGGUAUGAAAUACCUGAUAAACACAUUAGUUUUAUAAAAUUAAUUCAUUCGAUUAUUAAAAUAAAUUCAUUUCGAAUUGCUAGCAACCCUGACAACAAUAAAAUACCUUUAAGAGGUCUUUACCCUCUAUCGGCAUUUCUCAAUCAUUGUUGUUUACCGAACACGAGAAAUGUGUUUGAUACCGACUAUACCAUGGCCGUCUAUGCCACGAAAGAUAUUGGUAUUGGUGAAGAGAUAGUGACCUGCUACACAGGUAUUCUAUGGUGCACUCCGGCAAGGAGAUGUCAGCUAUACAAGACUAAGCAGUUCUGGUGCACGUGUGCAAGGUGUAAAGAUAACACAGAGAUGGGAACGAAGCUGUCAGCACUCAAGUGCUUCAAAAAAGAAUGUGUUGGAAUUCUUCUGCCGAUGUCGCCUUUAGAUCCAAGAGCGGAGUGGAGCUGUGACAACUGUGGGUCUAAGUUCCUACCUGAAAAAGUGAAUGCUAUUCAAAGCAUUCUAGGUAGUUUGGUCGGAUCUUUAGACUUGGACGACCAGUUCCGCUUAGAACCGGCUAUUCUGGCAAGAUUGGCUAACUUCAUUCCCUACACGAAUCAUAUUUUUAUCGAUUUACGAUUAAGAUUAGUGUUGAAAAUCGGAUUUACACAAGGACUGAAGCUUACUGAGCUGUCGGAGUCACGGCUGGCGCUGAAAGAGAGCCUGUGCCGCGGCACUCUGCGCACGGUGGCGGCGCUGGGCGUGGGCGACGCGCACCUCCGCGGCCUGCUUCUGUACCACCUGCACGCCGCGUUGGCAGAACGCGCCAGGCGCUCGCCCGACCUGUAUGAGGAGCUAAAAUCUGAAAUCGAGAGUACUAUAGAGCAAGCCUACUAUAUUCUCCAAGGCGACAUAUCAGCGCCUCCUGACCUAGAAUUGAGACGCCGGUACCUUGGCCCAGGCUGUGAUAAACCCCAAGAAGAAAGAUUUUUUAUCCUUGACGCUUAAUAACUAACGAGAUGUGAUAGGUAGAAUUUAUUAUAUACCUCCAGUAUGUACCCAUAUAUUUAAGAAUGUCAUGUAAUAACUAAAUGUAGAAGCAUAGUCGAAGUCAUAUUGCUACGUAAGCUGAUGAAUGGAACAAACAAUACAUUGAUAUAAGAAGCA
Molecule: messenger RNA, 3594 nt
Organism: Trichoplusia ni (cabbage looper)
Lineage: Eukaryota; Metazoa; Arthropoda; Insecta; Lepidoptera; Noctuidae
Product: SET domain-containing protein SmydA-8-like
Exons: 3
Coding region: 1810-3435 (541 amino acids)
Molecular function (GO): protein binding
Source: RefSeq, a predicted model, not a curated record